Lytechinus pictus (painted urchin) is the source of this 3320-nucleotide messenger RNA. RefSeq names its product ras GTPase-activating-like protein IQGAP1. The transcript is spliced from 3 exons. Gene Ontology annotation, molecular function: calmodulin binding; actin filament binding; GTPase activator activity. The record is from RefSeq and is a predicted model, not a curated record. Lineage: Eukaryota; Metazoa; Echinodermata; Echinoidea; Temnopleuroida; Toxopneustidae. Gene Ontology annotation, cellular component: cell cortex. Bases 422 to 805 code for a protein of 127 amino acids. Gene Ontology annotation, biological process: mitotic actomyosin contractile ring assembly actin filament organization.
GACAUCACCAUUUGCUUUGUGCACUCGCUUUUCUGUUCACACUUGCUAAAUUCACAGACAACUUUGUAAUAGGGUUGCAUAUUGAAUGAGUUGUUUCUAGAAUCUAGACCUAUAUAGCGGGCUAUAUAGAUUGCGAUAGUUCCAGAACUUCAGACCAAUAGAGGACCAUACUACUGUACUACCACCUGUUGUUUACGUCCAGACACGGUCGUGGGAAGUCGUUCAAACUCGCGCCGUAUCAUUUGCGCGCGCCUCGACUCUAAUCGGCGAGCGACCCAUAUCAUCGCAUCCAACCGUUCAACGUGUUAGCGCUACGCCGCUCCCCAAUAUUUACCAACCUGAGCCAACUUUAGGACUUAACUGGAAUUUUAGCGGAUAUUUUGGAACUUUUCUCUUCUUUCAUGUUGCUAAAGUAGCGAAUAUGGCGACAGUUGCACACAAUGGUAAUGGCAUUGCUACGAACGGGAGUGUCUCAAGUGACGAGUCCCCCGACGGGCGAGUUUCCAACGAAUAUGACCAUGAAGCGGAAGAUAUGCCCCAGAGAGCUUCAGCCGAUCAGAUGGAUGCUGAAAGGCUCAAGAGUAUAGCCUAUCAAUAUCUCUGCCAUCUCGAGGAAGCUAAAAAAUGGAUGGAAGCAUGCAUCAGGGAAGACCUGCCUCCCACCACGGAGCUGGAAGAGGGAUUACGUAAUGGAGUAUACCUGGGAAAACUGGCACAUUUCUUCGCCCCCGACAAGGUACCCCUAAAGAGGAUCUAUGACAAGGACCAAAGUAGAUUCCAGGUGAGCAGAAAAAGGCAUUUAUAAAUAUAAAAGCAGAUAUAAUCUGUUGUGAUGGAGCACGCUGUGAUUAUUACUGUACCUUGGUUUUAGCCCAAGCUGCCUCUUUCAGUGCAUUAUGUAUCAUACUUAGAGCUGACUUAGGCCGUGUUUAUGCUUCCACUUUUCAGGCCAGAAUCAGCGUUUCCAUACGUGAUUAGUCCAAAACAUGAUCGCGUCCAUGCUUUCAUUUAAACGUCGUUUCAAAACACUGAUCGUAAACUCACAAAAAGGUGCGUUAGUAAACGUCGUUUGACCAGAAUCAGGCUUUCUGGGGUAGUAUCAACAGAACCACGAUCCUAAACGUGUUUUAUGACGUCAUUUGGUACAUGCUUCCGGUAAGCUGAAAAAUCCGCGGGCAAAUACAGUCGCAUUGCUCCAUGCAUGGUCGCAUGUUACCUCCACGGAAUUACCUCUCAUAUCCCUUGAUACAUUUGCUGUGUGAUAAUUGAUUUAAGUACUAUCACUAGUAUUACUCUUCCAAUUUGUCAUCACGAUGAAUGUUGAGGGAUUUACAAAAAAAAAAACUGGAACAUGAGUUGUAAUGAGGAGACAUCGCCAGAUGCCCUAGUAGCAUAAAAAACAUGUUUUAUUAUUUUAUUUUGUAUACUUUAAUAUUCUUUAUUUUUUUCUCACUAUUAUCCUCACCAUGGUGGAAAUUAUAUGGCUAUGUCAAGUAGCUCCAUGCAAUGACUAAACUAUCGGAAAUUGUUAGAUGUUUAAAUAACAGUCGACGUACAUGUACCUUCCCCAUAACAACACUCGGAAAAAAAAACUUUCGAGAAAGGGCACGCCCAAUUUGACCUCGCUUUCCUGCUCAACGAAAAUUACGAUGCGAAGCCAGUUGGAGUUCGUGAUUUCGCCUCUGAAAAGCAUAAAUAGCACUCCCAGAACCACGUUUACGAUCGGCCUUUUGAAACGAUGUUUGAAAUUGCUGAUUCUGUCCUCGCAAUGGAAGCAUAAACACACCCUUAGAUUUUUAUCAUGGUAAUGACAGAAUGUGUAUCAGUAUUAAAAAAUGAUUUGAAUUCAGUGGUAAAUUGAAUGCUUUUAUCAAGUAAACAAUCAAGCAUCCUACGGCUCUUGUAUCGGAGGGAACUGGUCGUGGUACAUUGUACUUGGGGAAAGAUUAGUGCCUUUUUUAAUACACACUGUACAGAUCAAAUCCUGUUCUUCACUUCUUUUAUCAUGCUGUCAUACAUGUACAUGUAUUUCCAUUCUGCUACCAAGCUGCUUUCAUUUGGUUUUAAGUUGAAAAUUGAGAGAUUCGAGUCAGAUUGAGUAGUACCUAACCUAAAAAUUAGAAUCUCCAACUGCUGCUGUGUCUUCCAAUGUGAGGGCUUGUGAUACCACUGCAAGUGGGUGUGCCUGAAAUUUAUGCCCAGAGCUCGGAGGACAAAAUGAUAAUUUAUAGUGUAUUUACAGUAGGUGGGCGAAUUUGACCAUGGAGUUGUUUUGUUUUGACUUGGUGUUUCACUUUUUUCAGUUUUUCUAUCUUUCUCUUAGACAAGCUUUUUAGAAUUGCAGGAUAACUUGCAGGUUGAAACUGGAAUGUUUUUAAAUGGAAUUUUCUUGAUCUCUCCAAGUUAUUUUCUUCCCUGCAUGCAUACUGAUGAAGUGACCUCAAAUUUGAUUUCUUCAUCAAAAACUUGCAUGGGUGCGUUACUGCGUUCAGUCUCCACGUGAACCAUACCUGUAGGCUGUUUCAAAAGCGUAUCAAUGCAUGGACUGAACGCUCCAAUAUGAAUUUACAUGUGGGCCUACGUACAGUAUAUGGCUGUAUGGUGGGAACAUUUUCCGCGUUACAGGCGGGCAUAUUACAUGUAUGUGCUCUUAUGCACUCUUGUUUUAUUGGUUAUACUGUGAAGGUGAGCUCUAUUUUGGAGUUUUGUCUGAUCACACCUCUUUCUGCAACGUGUUCCAGAGAAAAGUUGGAUUUCUAUAGGCUGGGUGUAUAGGCCUACCUGUUGAUAAUGAAUAUUUUGACUUGAGGUCAUGUAUCAUGCUGGUCAUGACAGCCAAGCCUCUUCCAAUAAACACAAAAGAUGUUUUCACACCCAUCCAAUCUAAAAAAAUAUAUAUACCUGGUAUUUUUUAUCAGGAAUUUUACCUAUAUCUAAGCUUACCUACAUGUAUAUCAGAAGGGUUAUCCUGAAUAAUGAAUAUCCCUGAAAUAGAUACCCACAGUCUAGGACUACAUGUCCAUAUAGUAAAUUGUACCUUUUAAAAUUCCUACAUGUAUGCAGUAAAAACGCUGUUCAUAUUUUUUUAUACAAAACUGUUAAUACAAGAUGAAGCUUCAGUAGUUGUUUCAAAUUUUUGAUAUUUAAUUCUCAACAAAUUAAAGCAAGGUUGUUUAAACUUUUAAACAACUACUGUAAGGUUCAUUUAGGAAAGUAGCAUUCUAUAAGAUAUUAAACAGUGUUUUUCCUGUGUUUAACUACAAGUAUCACAGGAGUUUAAAAAUUUGUAGCACAAUUGUACAUGUUUUUGCUGUGAAGCU